CUGCAGCGACAGCUUGCGACGCCUUGCUUGUGUUCCCAUACCACACCGCCACCACUACACACGUUCGACGAAAUUCCCCCGCGAGUCCUCCACUAAGAUUCGCCCGCAUCUCCCUCCGAUUCCUUCCUCAAUUCCCGUUUCGAAAUCCGCCAAGAUCGGAGGCUCUCGCCGGAACCCCGCCGCGCUCGCUGUCCCGACCCCGUGCGGCCGGAUCUCCGGGCUCCAGGGUUAUUGAUGGUUCUUGGGAUCCGGAGGGCGAGGCGGCGAUGAGCAGGCUGGCGUCCGAGCUCCACCGGCUGCGGAGGUCGCCAUGGGAGGUGCUGUGGUCGGCGCUGGUAUCGUGCGGCCUGGUGCUCUUCUCGCAGCUCGCCGUGGCCAUAGUGCCCCGCCUCCUCCCCUCCAUCUCCCUCCUCGCCAUGCUCCCCGUCGCAGGUUUGGUAUUCCUUGCGACUAUUGUGGUGGGGAGGUUAUGGAGGAGGUUCAUCGGAGUGGGGGCGUCGGCGCCGCUGUUCGUGCUCUUCAACGUCCUCUUCUUGUGGGGUGUCUACAUAUUCGUCAUACGGAGAGACACCUCUUCUCUACUAGACAUGCUCAUUAAUGCUGAGUGCGCACUUCUUCUGUGGGGACUGUACAGGAUUCUUUCUGGUGAUCCUGGCAUUGUUGCAUACGAAUCUUCAUUUUUGGAAGAAGCUGGCUGCAAGGAUUUCGUGGAUGCCAUAUGCUCGAGUGAGAAGCAUCCAUCGCUCUCAAGGGUGAGGCAAUGUAACUGUUGCAAAGCAAAUGUUAGAGGUUAUGACCAUCAUUGUCCUGCAUUUGGUAACUGCAUAGGACAGAAAAAUCAUAGGCUGUUUAUGGCACUUUUAACAGGAUUUGUUGUUGCUGAAUCAACAUAUACAAUGUGCUCAACUAAAUAUAUAUCUAGAUGCAUAAAUUCAGGAACUAUAAGAACUGAGAAUCCCUUAUCUCUAAACAUGGUGAUUGGCGCAAUGCUCUUCUCAGUCCUCCAAGUGCUAUGGCAGGUCGUGUUCCUGAUAUGGCAUGUAUACGGCAUCUGCUUCAACAUCAAGACAGAUGAGUGGAUAAACUGGAAGAAAUAUCCUGAAUUCCAGAUGAAGGAACAGCCUCAGUCAGAUUGUGGAGUCAAGUUUGUCAACCCAUACGACAAAGGCAUGCUUUGUAACAUUAGGGAGUUCCUGAAGCCGAAAUGAUACAAGUUAUUAAAUCUCGGGUAGCGAGACCUGACUUAUGUGAAGGCAAAACACAAGAUAUUCUUAAACGGACCAAAGAUCGAAGAACACCACUCAAGAUUCCUGAAGAUAAAUUAUUCUUUUGCCUGUUACUGCAACACUGAUUCAUAUUCAUUGGUUUGUGCAUCGUUUGGACUUUCUGGCAGUCUGGUGGCUGCCAUAAUAGACAGUCAACAUUCUUUGAAAAACCACUUUUGAACGGGAAACUGCAUGCUGAUGAAUGCCAUGUCGCCGCAAGCACGCUACAUCUUGUAGCUCUAGAAAUUGAUUAUUUAUCAGUAUGGUAAUUCACGUUGUAUUCCUGCACGUGGUAUGCACUGGUACAUUUCCAUGUUCUGUUUGCCAGACCUGACCGGUUCAUUCCGUUGUGUCGAUGAUACUGUAGUAACAAUUGUUUCAUAUGUCGAUGCCUCUUGCUGUCA
Messenger RNA from Lolium perenne, 1669 nucleotides. RefSeq lists its product as uncharacterized. The record is from RefSeq and is a predicted model, not a curated record. Gene Ontology annotation, cellular component: Golgi apparatus; endoplasmic reticulum. Gene Ontology annotation, biological process: protein targeting to membrane; peptidyl-L-cysteine S-palmitoylation. Gene Ontology annotation, molecular function: protein-cysteine S-palmitoyltransferase activity. Lineage: Eukaryota; Viridiplantae; Streptophyta; Magnoliopsida; Poales; Poaceae.